Oreochromis aureus is the source of this 2386-nucleotide messenger RNA. Its product is annotated as low affinity immunoglobulin gamma Fc region receptor II-like. Gene Ontology annotation, molecular function: transmembrane signaling receptor activity. Lineage: Eukaryota; Metazoa; Chordata; Actinopteri; Cichliformes; Cichlidae. The coding region runs from base 1 to 966 and encodes 321 amino acids. The record is from RefSeq and is a predicted model, not a curated record. The transcript has 9 exons. Gene Ontology annotation, biological process: cell surface receptor signaling pathway.
AUGGAGGUCACAGGGCUCGAUAUGAGACUGAUGGUGAUGGCACUGUUUCUGCUCAUGGCUGAAGAUCAGAAAUGUUGCCAUGCUCAGAAAACAGAAGGAGUUUAUCUUCAUGUUCAUCCUAAUAGACUGCAGUUCUUUGAAUAUGACCACAUCUCAUUCAACUGCUCGGGGUUUGAUGGUCCAGCAGAAUGGAGAGUGAUCAAAAAGCUUGGCUUAAAUUCUACUCAGUGGGAAACAUCAACAAGAACCUUGUACAUUAAACCUGCCUUUAAGUCACACAGUGGAGAAUACUGGUGUGAAAAUGAAGACGGAGAGAAAAGCAGGAAUGUCAGCAUCACUGUCACUAGAGGAGAUGUGAUCCUGGAGAUUCCUGCUUUUCCUGUUAUGGAGGGAGAAAAUGUCACUUUAUGUUGUAGAAAAAAAGGAAUGCCUUCUAAUCUUCCAGCUGACUUUUAUAAAGAUGGCCACAACUUGGAAACUGGAUAUGCAGGAAAGAUAAUCAUUCCCAAUGUUUCCAAGUCUAAUGAAGGACUGUACAAGUGCAGCUUUUCUGAAUCUCAAGGCAAAUCACCAGAGAGCUGGCUGACUGUUAGGGUGGAUAUUGCUACCACCCCUCAAGAAACAAUACCUGGUGAAAAUGAAAGGAGUCCAGAAGAGACACCCAACUCCACUGAGCCCUCCAUCUUGUUGUCAGCGGUCUUCACCACUUUGGGUGUAGCUGUGCUUGUAGUUAUUGGAGUACUUUACCGUCAGAAACACAGAGCAUGUGCUUCCUCUGGGACAUCAGCACCAGGUGAAGUUUCAGAACAUCGGAGAGGAAAUGUAGCUGAUCCAGACAGUGUUACAUAUGCUACUGUCACAGCCAAACCAAAGAGGGAGAGAGUUUGUAAACAGACAAAUGAAUCAGAUCCAGACAAAACAACAUAUGCUACUGUUGCAAUUCAGAGGACAGACAGAGGUCAUUGACAUAAAAAAAGACAUCUCAAUACAGAAAAAUUUAAGACAUGAAUCUGAAGCUUUUUAUAUAUUUUAUUGUGGGGUUUUUUGGAUGCUUUACAAUGUCCUGCUUAAACAAUUUCUUUUGGCUAUGUUGCAGUGCUACAGAUUGUUACUGAUUGUAAAUCUAAGUCUUAUUAUUUCUUCAGACAUGUCAGAUAAAUAUAUAUUGAUGUUAAAAUUAAUUUAAAAUGUUAAAUUAAAAAAAGUAGAAAUAAAUCAUUAAAUAUAGGUUUUGAUAAAUGUUCUCAAAUACAGGAAAGUAGAGUUGCAACCUAAAAACUUAAAAAAAACAACCUGUGAUUUAAAAAUUAAAGGCAGUGGAUUAUUAUAGACUAACAGGUUAUACCAAAAUGUGCUAUUGCUGCUGUGAAGAUGCAGUGGGACAGAUACACUAUACUGCUAAACAUAUUCAGAUGAUUGAAUUCAAGUGUUCCAAUCACUUCACUGCCACAGGUGUAUAAAAUCAAGCACCUAGGCAUGCAGACUGCUCCUUUGAGAAAGAAUGGGUGCUUAUACCAAAGUAGAAGAGAUUGGGAACAACCCAUUUGCAGAGUGGGGUCAGCAGACUUUAUGCGGCUUUUAGAUAAGAUAAAGAACAAUGCAUAGAGAGCUUCAUGGAAUUGGAUUUCAUAGCCGAGCAGCUGCAUCCAAGCCAAGUACAAUGCAAACCAUUAGCUGCAGUGGUGUAUAGCAGAGCACCACUGGACUCUAGAGCAGUGGAGACAUGUUAAGGCCAGGAGAACCUUACUCGUCUGAUUGCAUUGUCCCAAGUUUGGUGUAGGAGAGGAAUUUUGGUGUGGGGGUGUGUUUCAGGAGUUGGGCUGAGCUCCUAAGUUACAGUGAAAGGAACUCUUAAUGCUUCCACAAACAAAGAUAUUUUUGACAAUUUCAUGCUGACUGGCCUGUACAGAGUCUUGACCUCAACCCGAAAGGACACUUUGGGGUUUGAAUUAGGGUGCAGACUGCUAGCCAGAUCUUUUUGUCCAUUUGUGUCUGACACCACAAAUGGACAAAAAGAUUUACUAUUCUGUAAGAAGACUAAAAAAAAACAAACAAAUCCAUAAACACACUCCUAAACCUGUGGAAAGCCUUCCCUGAAGAGCGGAGAUAGCUGCAUAGAAUGGGUCAACAUUAUUAGACACUAUGGAUUAAGAAUAGGAUGUCAAUCAAGUUCAUAUGUGUGUGAAAGCAGAUGAGUGCAUCCUUUUGGCAAUUUAUUACACACAUGACCUGCUAUAUAGGCUAUUAAAUAAAUAGUUAAUUUUUACAUAAAUUCAGGUUAUAAGCAUGUGUGAUAUGAAAUAUGUGAUAUGAAAAUUACUUAUGAUAGAACAAGUGUGAUCUUCAAAAAUAAACAUGUAGCAUUCAGAUCAUGUUGAUCAAUAAA